GAAUAUUACUAUUGAUAACAGAAUCCAGACCAAUGCAUAUGCUGUUGCUGUCACGACAGAAACAGGCAAACAAUAUUGAUCUUCAUUAUAUCAGAGCAAAACUUUUGACAUUUAUAUUUCUGGUCACGUUCAUUACUUUCAGUGGAAUUCCUUUUGCACAAUCGCAAUUUCGUCGAGAUAUCGAUUGUUCCGUAAGAUGUGAUUACAAUUUUUGCAGAUGUUUUGGACCACAAGGACCACAGGGUGACCCAGGUCCUCGAGGUCCACCUGGACCUAUCGGUCCUAAAGGUUAUCCAGGUGAACAAGGACCACCGGGACUAAGAGGUAUGAAAGGUGAUCCUGGACAAGAUGGAGUUGAUGGUCCUGUUGGAGAAAGAGGUCCAUCAGGGGAUUUUGGCUCACCAGGAAUGCAUGGUGAACAUGGUGAGAGUGGAGAAACAGGUGAAAAAGGUGCCAAAGGUAUUGCUGGUUGCCCUGGAGGAAAAGGUGAUCCAGGUGAAAAAGGUGAACCUGGAAGACAGGGUAUGGAUGGUGACCGAGGACUGCCUGGUAUCGAUGGUGAACGUGGUGAUCCUGGUGAAUCUGGAUUUGGGAGACGAGGACUACCAGGUCCGAAAGGAGAACCUGGUAAUGUUGGUCCAAAAGGUGAUGAUGGAAUUCAAGGUGAACGUGGUGACCCUGGAUUGCCCGGAUUAGAAGGAGACAGAGGUGAAGAUGGUGACUUCGGUGUACCUGGCGAAGCUGGUGAACCCGGAGAAAGUAUCAUUGACACUUAUACACCUGUAAAAGGUGCCCCAGGUGCACCUGGGGAUCCUGGAGAUCCAGGCAGAAAUUGUUCAGUUACCACGUUGGAACAAGGCCGUAAAGCUCUAAUUGGACCUGCUGGCGACCGAGGUGAUACUGGUCCUAAAGGCUAUCCAGGUUCCAAAGGAGCGAAAGGAAUAAGAGGCAUAGAUGGAACUAUUGGUUUGCCGGGAGUGAAAGGACUUCCAGGUCCCGAUGGGCCUCUGGGUCCUAAAGGCAUUAAAGGAAGUGCAGGACAACCUGGUGUUAAAGGUGGUCAAGGACGUGAUGGUCUGAUUGGUGAUCGUGGUCCUCCAGGUCCUAAAGGUUUACCUGGAGAUCCAGGGGCAGAUGGACUACGUGGAUUUGUUGGAGAUCCUGGUGAACCUGGGGGUACCACAGAAUGCACAGGUAUUUUACCUGGAAGACCUGGACAACGUGGUAUACCUGGAGAACCUGGAGAGAAAGGAUUUCCUGGAAUUCCUGGAUCCAUAGGAGACAGGGGACUGAAAGGCUUGGUUGGUCCACAGGGACCGGUUGGCGACCCUGGAUUUGACUGUCCCAUUGGACCACCUGGUCCACCGGGUCCAAAAGGAUCACCUGGUGAUGACGGACGAACUGGCUUACCUGGAUUACCUGGGAGUCCAGGUGAUGAUGGACUACCAGGUGAUAAAGGAGAACCGGGUAUUGGCCACAGAGGUGCAUCGGGUGAUCCUGGAGAUAGAGGCUAUGAUGGGCCUCAAGGUCCGAAAGGUCCCAAGGGUUUAAAGGGUGAACGUGGAUUGCCAGGUACUAAAGGAUCUGGUCGUCCUGGUCCACCAGGUGAAAAAGGUGAACGUGGAUUGGAUGGUUUAGCUGGCAAACAUGGAAAACAAGGUCCAAUGGGGCCUCAAGGUGAACCUGGAGAACGAUGCAGUGCUUGUAUACCUGGUAUACCUGGGGCAAAGGGUGAAAAAGGUGAUAUCGGUCCAUCUGGUCUUCCAGGUCCACGAGGUCGAGAUGGUGCCAAAGGAGAACGAGGAAGUCGCGGUGCUCCUGGGAAUCAAGGUCGUACGGGUUCACAGGGUUAUGAAGGUGACCAGGGUGAACAUGGUCUGCCUGGACCAAAAGGUUUCAAAGGUGAACCAGGUGAAACAAGAACAGAAUACACUGGAAUUCUAAAAGGCCCUAAAGGCUAUCCAGGUGUGGAUGGAGUCAAAGGCGACAAAGGGAUCAAGGGUAUUAUAGGCUCUCCAGGGGAAAAAGGAGAACGUGGAUUAGAAGGACCACAGGGUGACCCUGGUUUACGAGGUUUACCUGGACAGAAAGGUCCUAAAGGUAUACUAGGCGAAAAAGGUUACAAAGGUGCGACAGCUGAUGUUAGAUUCGGUGAUAAAGGUGAAAAAGGUCAACCUGGACGUCCUGGAUUGAAAGGUGAAUUAGGCGAUUCUGGAGAACCUGGAAAUUGUACUGUGAAUGUUAUCCAAAGUCGUAAUCUAACUGUUGAAAAAGGUGAUCGUGGACCCAAAGGUGAACCUGGACCAAGAGGAGAUAAAGGAAAACCAGGUGAUGAAGGUCCACCUGGUCAACCUGGAGAUAGUGGGAUUAGAGGUAUAAAAGGACUCCCAGGAAUACCUGGACCAGCUGGAAUAAAAGGAAUUGUCGGUGAAGCAGGUGAUCCUGGUGAACAGGGUAGCCCAGGAGAACCAGGGUUCGCUGGUGUUACUGGGGUGAAAGGAGAUGUAGGUGAUAUUGGUCCUGUAGGAGAUCGUGGUUACCCAGGUCCAAAAGGAGAAAAAGGAUUGCCUGGUCAACCUGGAACUGGAAUCCCUGGAGAACGUGGUGAACCCGGGCGGCCAGGUAUGCCAGGUCCUAGAGGUUCACAAGGAGACCCUGGUGUGAUUGGUGAUUCAGGAGAUCCAGGAUUAGAUGGAAGACCUGGAUUAGCAGGAGAACGUGGAGAUAUUGGUCUGCCGGGACUUCAAGGUGAUCCUGGUCCAAGUGGUGGAGCUGGUAUUAAGGGAAUUAUGGGUGAUCCAGGAGAUAGUGGAGAACCAGGUUUGCCUGGACGUCCUGGUAUACCUGGAGAUAAAGGCAGAUGUCUCGGAGCAGCGGACAAAGGAGAACCUGGACUUCCUGGUCCAGAAGGUCCAGAAGGUCAAAAAGGCGAACCUGGACUAAGAGGUGCGAAAGGAGAGAGAGGACCAUCAGGUCCAAUAGGACGGACAGGUGAAAAAGGUUUGAGGGGUGAACCAGGCUUACCUGGACCAGAUGGUCCUUCGGGCGAUCCAGGUCCUCCUGGCCGUCCUGGAACUACUGGUCCUAAAGGCUUUGAAGGAACACCUGGACCAAAAGGAUUCGAAGGACCACCAGGUAGUCCUGGUGAUGAAGGUCAACCGGGUCCAAAAGGUGAAUCUGGUCUUCCUGGUGCAGAAUCAUUUGGUGAAAAAGGUGAUACGGGAGAACGAGGUCCCCAGGGUGAUGUUGGAGAAAAAGGUUCUACUGGAAAACCUGGUUUACGUGGACCUCCAGGUGAUGCAGGAACCAAUGGUCAAGCAGUAGUUGGAGAUGUUGGUGAUGUCGGAGAUAUCGGCGAGAAAGGUCUACCAGGGAUGCCUGGAGACCCUGGAUUACCUGGACCUAAAGGUUCCCCUGGAGUAAUAGGUUUAAUUGGGCCAAAGGGGAUAGUGGGAGAUCCAGGCGUGCCAGGUUUGCAAGGUCGUCCGGGACAACCCGGUCAGGAAGGCCAACCUGGCUUGCCAGGUCCUAAAGGUUUUCCAGGGGGGAAGGGUCAGAAAGGUAUCAAAGGGGAACGUGGUGAACCGGGAGAAAUAAUAGUUGGCCGUGAUGGGGAACCUGGUGAUAUGGGAGAACGAGGUAUUCCUGGACUUCCAGGACCUAAAGGGGACAGAGGAUUUCCAGGUGAUGCUGGACCAAAAGGCUUACGAGGUUUGCCAGGUAGAGUGGGUGACAAAGGUCAGAUGGGAGUAUUUGGAGAUAAGGGUGAACCAGGUAUCACUGGACUCGAUGGAUACCCAGGUAGAAAGGGAGAUAAAGGUGAAUCCGGUGAUAUUGGACCUAUAGGUGAUCCUGGACCAAGAGGACAACCCGGACCCAAGGGUUUCCCUGGAGCUCCUGGUCAGUGUUUACCAGCUGAGGAAAGUCCUAUUGGAGAUCCUGGCCCACAAGGUCCUAGAGGGCCACCGGGUGAAAAAGGUUUAACAGGGCUACCGGGUAAAGUGGGCAAAACUGGUGAUCCUGGUCCACCUGGAAGAGGUAUUCCUGGUUCUAAAGGUCAACGAGGUGAUCCUGGACUUCGUGGACUUACUGGUCCAAAAGGUGAACAGGGUGAGGCGGGAGAUCCAGGUGAUAUGGCCCUACCUGGUGCUAAGGGUCAAAGAGGUUAUCCUGGAAUUAAAGGUGAAAAAGGUGAAGUGGGGAUGCCGGGAGAUAUUGGCCCAAGAGGUCCUAUUGGAGAUCCAGGUCCCCCAGGGGAUGUUGGAUUGCCAGGUGACGACGGAAGACCAGGGUUAUUGGGCCCUAGAGGUGAUAAAGGAGAUACUGGUUGGCCAGGAACAGUUGGAAUGAAAGGUGAAGUUGGAGAUGUUGGUGAUCCUGGACCAAUAGGUGCACCUGGAAUGCCUGGAGAAGAUGCUAUUGGUCUUCCUGGAGUCAAAGGAGACAAAGGUGAACCAGGAGCACCUGGGCAAAAGGGUAUGAUUGGGGAACCGGCACUACGGGGAUUAAAAGGAGCUAAAGGAGAAAUGGGAUUGCCCGGUCCCACUGGUAGAGAACCUGGAGAACCAGGACCGAAAGGAGAUCCAGGGUUAAAAGGUACUCCUGGUGAUAUUGGUCCAAGAGGUAUGCCUGGAGAUGUUGGACCCCCCGGACCUGAAGGAUUCAGCGGUCCUCCUGGUCAAGCAUUACAGAGCACCUACUUGUUCACAAGGCAUUUCCAAAAUCCUGACACUGAACCUGUAUGUCCUCCAGGUUCACAAAAAAUAUCAGACGGAUAUAGUUUUGUAAUGGCUAAUGGAAAUGGUGAAUUAGUAACCAUGGAUUUAGGUUCUCAUAGUUCAUGUUUAAGUAUGUUCAGUAUAAUGCCAUUUUUCCAAUGCCUUCGCGAUGGAUCUUGUCAACUUGGUGUUCGAGCUGAUCGCUCUUACUGGUUAGCUACCACAGAACCUCUUCCAAUGAUGCCACUAGAUGUAAGCGAAGUUACUCGAAGAGUUGCUCGUUGUGUUGUCUGUGAAGCACCAACACAACCUUAUGCUUUUCAUGCACAAGCAAAUCAACUUCAAGAAGUUAACUGUCCAGAAGGCUGGGCAAGACUUUGGGAUGGAUAUAGCUUUGUAAUGCAUAGUGUUGGAAGUACUGGUGGUGGUCAACAACUUUCAUCGCCUGGCAGCUGUCUUGAAUAUUUCAGUUAUUCUCCAUUAUUAGAAUGUAAUAAUGGUAUGAGUUUGUGCAAUUAUUGGUCAGAUGCAAAAGCUUAUUAUCUACGUCAUGUUAGUAAUAAUACAGAAUUUCAAAAACCAGUCGGUCAAUAUAUUACAGAUCAUUUACCAGAUGAAACUAAAGUACUACGUGAAAUAAGUCGAUGUCGUGUUUGUACUAAAUCUCGGUUCCAAUCAUAUUUUGUUUAGUUCAAAGGAAGAUAUAAAGAGUAAGAAGAAUAAAAUGAAAAUAUUAAACAUUUAUGCAAUUUUUUAUGAAAUGAAAAUGAUUGUUUAAAUUUAUUGUGCAUUCAUUCAGGAUGAUAUAUAAAAAUAUAUAUGUAUGUUGCUUGAUAAAUACUUGCCUCUAUUGUUUUUAUCAACUUAUUCUAGAUGCUUAUUUCGAUUUAACUCUUUUUCUUGAAACAAAAAAAUUAUAUUUUCCGUUCAUUAAUAUUACUUUCUUGCUUACUUUGAUGUCGUUUCUGAACUCUUUCCCUCCAUGCAAGUGAUAUAUCCAUGUAUUUUAUUGCAAGUAUAUUUGUGUUUUAUUAUGAAUCUGAUCAUUACUAUUAUUAUUAUUAUUAUCAAUAGUAUUAUAAUUGAAUAAAAUAGAGAAUCUUAAAGCUUCAUAAAAAAUCUUUGUUUCCAUAAUAUCUCUUAUAUUGAUUAUCUCAUUUACUAAAUGAAUCAGAUACAAGUUUCUGCUGAUGAAUGUUUAUUGUAACUGUUCUUUUUAAUUUAAUCUUUACAAACUUGUUGGGUGUUAUAUUUUGUUUUAAGUGAUUAUAUCCGAAAUGUACGAAUUUAAUUUUUUAGGGAUUUUUCUUUUAAGAUUAUCCAAUGAAUGGACUUUUCAAAAGUAUUUGUUUCCCAUUCUUUUCGAUCUUUAUCAAUUGUAAUCACAAAAUAUUAUCUAAUGUUAAAUUUUAAAUAAUGAAAUUCAUAUCAAUCAAAAAUAACUUUUGGAUUAACUAAAAGAAUAAAAUUUUAAUCGAGUGAUAGAAGUUAAAGUUCACUAUUUAUACACGAUACACUUUUAUUCAUUGAACAAGUUGUAAAACAAUUUAUUCUCAGAUUAUCCCUAACUUGUUUAUUUGUCGAUAUGAAAAGUCCUUAAAUCAUAUUGAUUUAGACCACAAGUUACUAAUUAUUGAUUAUAUGUGGUCAAAUAUAGGACAUUACUAUAUUUUCUUUGUGUUACAGAAAAGAUUUCUAUGUAGAUUAAUGCGAAGCAAAAUUAUUGAGGUAACUCAUUUUUGUCAGAUCGUGUUACACUCCUGUGUUGGCUAC
Schistosoma curassoni is the source of this 6491-nucleotide messenger RNA. The record is from the annotation of a GenBank genome assembly. Lineage: Eukaryota; Metazoa; Platyhelminthes; Trematoda; Strigeidida; Schistosomatidae.